Messenger RNA from Ictalurus furcatus (blue catfish), 2732 nucleotides. Its product is annotated as neuromedin-K receptor. Gene Ontology annotation, molecular function: tachykinin receptor activity. NCBI's taxonomy places the organism in Eukaryota, Metazoa, Chordata, Actinopteri, Siluriformes, Ictaluridae. The transcript has 5 exons. The record is from RefSeq and is a predicted model, not a curated record. Gene Ontology annotation, cellular component: sperm midpiece; plasma membrane. Gene Ontology annotation, biological process: G protein-coupled receptor signaling pathway; positive regulation of flagellated sperm motility.
AGUGAGAAAGUUUUAUCUGCCAACAAAUCUGAUUUUGAGGACUGUUAUAGCCAAAGAAUCCUUCUGUGUAAAAAAAAACUGAUUUAUUUAACAUAGUAAAUAUUUCUUUUUAUUUCUAAACCUGUCCAACUCACAGAAUCCAAAUACUGUGUUAAUAUGUACAGUGGUGCUUGAAAGUUUGUGAACCCUUUAGAAUUUUCUACAUUUCUGCAUAAAUAUUAUCUAAAACAACAUCAGAUUUUCACACAAGUCCUAACAGUAGAUAAACAGAACCCAAUUAAACAAAUGAAACAAAAAUAUUAUACUUGAUCAUUUAUUUAUUGAGGAAAAUGUGAGAGAGGCCUUUAGUUGCUUAGAAGUUACCCUGAUGAUUAAUAUGAGAAGAUGAUGAUGAUGAUGUUGAUGAUGAUGGGGAUGAUGAUGAUGAUGAUAAUAAUGAUGAUGAUGGUGUUGGUGAUGAUGAUGAUGAAGAAGAUGAUGAUGAUGAUGAUAAUAAUAAUGAUGAUGGUGGUGUUGAUGAUGGUGUGGGUGAUGAUGAUGAUGAAGAUGAUGAUGGUGGUGGUGGUGGUGUUGGUGUUGGUGGUGAUGAUGAAUAUGAGAAGAUGAUGAUGAUGAUGGUGGUGGUGUUGGUGUUGGUGGUGAUGAUGAUGAAUAUGAGAAGAUGAUGAUGAUGAUGAUGGUGGUGUUGGUGGUGAUGAUGAUGAUGAAUAUGAGAAGAUGAUGAAGAUGAUGAUGAUGGUGGUGGUGGUGGUGGUGUUGGUGGUGAUGAUGAUGAUGAUGAAUAUGAGAAGAUGAUAAUGUUGAUGGUGAUGAGGAUGAUGAUGAUGGUGGUGGUGGUGUUGGUGGUGAUGAUGAAUAUGAGAAGAUGAAGAUGAUGAUGUGUUUUGACACUGUCUCUGAAUGUGUGAACUCUUUAGCAGCUUCAGCCCAACACCACGCGUCUUAAUGAGUGAGGGAACUAAUCUAGUGCACUAUGUAGUACAGUAGUGUGUGAGUGGUUUAGGACGCAGACCUGUCCUGCGCCGUGAUGCGGGAGCGCGCGACUGUCGCGCCUUCACCGGGAGCAGACCGGGAGUGUGUGUGUGUGUGUGUGUGUGUGAAGGAGAGAGAGGCAGCACGUGAUCUCAGCUCCGCGCGAUCUGUAAUCAGAGAAGCUGAGUUGUUUGUUUGUUUUUAUGUUUUUAUGUAUAGUUUGGUGUGAAUAAUGAAUAACGCGUCGCUUCUCCCCUCCACUAACUUCACCAACCAGUUCGCGCAGCCGCCGUGGCGCGUGGCUCUGUGGUCGCUGGCAUACAGCUGCGUGGUGCUGGUGGCAGUGUUCGGGAACCUGGUGGUGAUCUGGAUAAUCGUGGCGCACAAGCGCAUGCGGACGGUCACCAACUACUUCCUGCUGAACCUGGCGGUGUCGGACGCGUCCAUGGCGGCGCUCAACACUCCGGUCAACUUCGUGUAUGCGGCGCACGGGGACUGGUACUUCGGGGACGCGUACUGCAAGUUCCACAACUUCUUCCCGGUGACCGCCGUGUUCGCCAGCAUCUACUCCAUGACCGCCAUCGCCGUGGACAGGUACAUGGCGAUCAUCCACCCACUGAAGCCGCGUUUCUCAGCCACGUUAACUAGAGUGGUGAUCGCGUGUGUGUGGGGAGCGGCGGUGGUGCUGGCCUUCCCGCUGAGCUUCUAUUCAAACACCAAAGCCAUUCGCAAUAGGACACUGUGUUAUGUGGCCUGGCCGAGACUCCACAAUUAUGAAUUGAUGUACCAUAUCAUCGUAGCCUUGCUGGUGUAUCUGCUGCCCCUAAUGGUGAUGGCGUUCACAUACAGCGUGGUUGGAGUCACACUGUGGGGCGGCGGCAUGCCGGGAAAUUCCUCUGACAACUACCUGGAGCAGCUACAGGCAAAGCGCAAGGUGGUGAAGAUGAUGAUGGUGGUGGUGGUGACCUUCGCUCUGUGCUGGUUGCCGUAUCACGUCUAUUUCAUCAUCACAGGUCUUUACGCCAACAUCAGAAAGUGGAAAUUCAUCCAGCAGGUUUAUCUGGCAGUGCUGUGGCUGGCCAUGAGCUCCACCCUCUACAACCCCAUCAUCUACUGCUGCCUGAACAGCAGGUUCCGCGCAGGUUUUAAGCAAGUGUUCCGCUGGUGUCCCUUCAUCACCGUGUCUCACCUGGAUGAGCUGGAGCUGAAAUCGGCCCGAUUCCAGAGGAACCGUCAAAGCAGUCUGUUCGUGGUGACCCGCCUGGAGUCCAGUGUUGACACGCACACCUCACACUCCUCACGCCGCAAGAGCUCCGCCGCCAGUCGCCAUAGCAGCCUCAGCAGCCAAUCACGUCUCACCACCCGCCUCUCUCUGAAUGGCUGUCAGCACACCCCUGCUAUAAACAACACGCCAACCUAGUGCGCCUCUCGGCCAAUCAGACACCAGAAUCAGAGGGGUUACGGACAAAAAUUCGUGAUGUGUAUAGUCGAGGAUGAAUUACUCGGAAGGUCUCUAAAAGUUACUCUACUUCCUGUUAAAUAACUUCCUCUUCCUUUUUACUGAGUGUGAGGUGAGUGCAGUGCUGUCCUUCUUCUUCUUCUUCUUCUUCUUCUUCUUCUUCGUUCACACUCAUUUUUUAUUUUAAAAAAUAGCUUUUUUAUAAACUUUACACAGUUUUAGAUUAAAGUGGAAACUUUAUUUUGGGGAAUUUAAAUUGCAUGAUGUCAUAGUAUGCAUGUUAAAACAACCAAUCAGCAGG